AUAUUUAUGGAACCUCCAUUGGCGCAAAGAUAAAAUAAAGCAACGUAAAACAUAAGUUUUCACUAAAAGAAAUUUAAAAAAACGCACAAAAACAAAAACGUUGUCGUGGCCUUUUUUCUACCCAGCCGUAGCAGCAGUCAGUCAUUGCGAACACAUUAUCGAUUACUCACACAAACCGUGGAAGACUCCACAUCAUACACACAUAUUUCAACGAGUGCUUGUUCUUUUUUUUUGUUUUAUCUCAAUUCAUCACCAUUAUUAGUCUUGUAGUUGUUGAUGUUUCGUUUAACGAACAUUGUCUUCCCCUGGUGUCUGACUUGGUCACAAUUUUCAUAAAAAUAAAACUAGUGACGUAUAAAAUUGCCGAGCAAUCUAACACAAGUUCAUAACCCUUUGCAACCGACUCAGGCUGAGAAUAAAUUCCAAAUGUGGCUAUGGGAUUAUAUAUGGAAAAGUAUAAAAGAGAAACAAGAAAAAGAACACCGUCAUAGCGUGGCAAUUGUUAAAAUUGGUUUGGGUGCCGCUGGCUUCUGUGCAUUAUAUUUGAUCUUUGGCUAUGGAGCUCAAUUGCUGUGCAAUAUUAUUGGUGUGGUCUAUCCUGCCUAUGUUUCGAUACAUGCCAUUGAAUCUAGCACAAAAUUGGAUGACACCAAAUGGCUAACAUACUGGGUGACUUAUGGCAUCAUGUCAAUUAUUGAAUAUUUCUCGGUUAUAUUGACAUCCAUCAUUCCAUUCUACUGGUUGAUUAAGUGUGGAUUCCUAAUCUGGUGCAUGUUGCCCUCUGAACAGAAUGGAUCUUAUGUCAUCUACAAUCGCAUUGUGCGCCCAUAUUUCCUCAAACAUCAUCAAGCUGUUGACAGUGCGAUAGACAAAGCCAUUGGCCAGGCUAAGAAAAAUAUUGGAUCCGUUUUGAAGAAUGAAUAAAAUUCAACGAAAAAUUUAAAACAAAAACAUACCUCCUCCUUCACACUCAUUAGACCUACCACACACACACAAGCGCCAGAGUAAAAACUGAGAAAAGUAGUUUGCGAGCAAUUGCUGCAUUACUACUCCAUUUUACCUUGGCGCGGUUUUUUAUUUAAUUUUUGGUAAUGGAAUUUUACGGUAGUUGGAAAUCAUGUGUCAUCACAUAUGUGUCUUCGUGUUAACCUCAGAUUUAAUCUUAAAUGUUUCUUUAAAUUAAAAUUAUAAUUAAAAAAAAACAACUUUAUUUUGAUAAUAUAAAACUACCAUUAAGACGUCGCAUGCAAAUGGAGAGAAUGAAUAUGAAACACAAGAACAAAAAUAAAUGUUGAAGACAAAUGUA
Messenger RNA from Musca domestica (house fly), 1306 nucleotides. It is a transcript of the gene ReepB, whose product is annotated as receptor expression-enhancing protein 5. The transcript has 4 exons. The coding region runs from base 427 to 924 and encodes 165 amino acids. The record is from RefSeq and is a predicted model, not a curated record. Lineage: Eukaryota; Metazoa; Arthropoda; Insecta; Diptera; Muscidae.